Messenger RNA from Lytechinus variegatus (green sea urchin), 1882 nucleotides. RefSeq names its product N-glycosylase/DNA lyase-like. The transcript is spliced from 6 exons. Gene Ontology annotation, cellular component: nucleus. The coding region runs from base 56 to 1231 and encodes 391 amino acids. The record is from RefSeq and is a predicted model, not a curated record. Gene Ontology annotation, molecular function: 8-oxo-7,8-dihydroguanine DNA N-glycosylase activity; damaged DNA binding. NCBI's taxonomy places the organism in Eukaryota, Metazoa, Echinodermata, Echinoidea, Temnopleuroida, Toxopneustidae. Gene Ontology annotation, biological process: base-excision repair, AP site formation; base-excision repair; nucleotide-excision repair.
ACACCAUAUUAUAGAUGUUGACGACGAGGGAACUACGGACAAGGAUCAGAAAAUCAUGUCAAAACAAUGGCGAAUGAUCCCGUGUCACAUAUCUGAAUUGCGUUUGGACAUUACCCUUGCAUGUGGGCAAAGUUUUAGAUGGAAGGAGGUUGAACCAGGAAUAUGGAGGAGUGUGCUAGGAGGCAGCAUCUGGACUCUGAAGCAGACCGGUACUCACAUCUUCUACCAACGUCACAAUCAUAGCACAUGUCAAGAAGAAGAGAACUGUGAUCAGAGUGGUGAUCCACUGCAGUCCCGUCGGAAGAAGCGAGGAGCUGGUCAGAAUCAAGCCUUCAAGAGCAAGAAAAGGGCAAAGGUUACAUCAGGCAGCGGAGAAGAUGGGCGUGGUAAUAGCGCCAAAGGGGAAGAGGAUGAUGAAAAAUCCUCAAGGGAGAUUUUACGAGACUAUUUCCAGCUUGACGUGAACCUGGGAGAGCUGUACACCCAGUGGCAGAAAGCGGACAAGAACUUCUCCAAGGUGUCCCAGGGGUUUCCUGGAGUUCGUAUCCUGAGACAGGAUCCUGUGGAGAACCUGAUCUCCUUCAUCUGUUCAUCUAAUAACAACAUUGCAAGGAUCACUGGGAUGGUGGAAAAGUUGUGCCAGGAAUUUGGAGAUGAGGUGGGAGUAUUAGAAGGUGUAUCCUGGCAUUCUUUUCCGUCCCUGGCGGCUUUGAGCGGCAAGGGGGUGGAGGAAGCACUGCGGAAGAUGGGGUUUGGAUACAGGGCAAAGUUCAUCAGCCAUUCAGCUCAGAUGAUGACCAGAGACCUUGGAGGUGAAGACUGGUUGAGGGGUCUACGAGGUCAGCCCUAUCUGGAGGCUCAUUCUGAGUUGAUGAAACUUCCUGGUGUAGGGGCAAAGGUUGCAGACUGUGUGUGUUUGAUGUCCUUAGACAAGAGAGGAGCCAUACCAGUAGACACCCAUGUCUGGCAGAUAGCAUCCAGGGAUUACAUGCAUACCCUGCAGAAGACGAAGACCCUGACAGAUCGCACUUACCGCCAGAUUGGCGACUUCUUCAGAGAACUCUUCGGGGAAUAUGCUGGCUGGGCUCAUUCGGUCCUAUUCAGUGCUGAUCUUAAGAAAUUUCAAGAAUCACCAAGCCCUAAACCAAAGAAUGGAAAGAGCCAAAAGGAACAGCAUGGAAAGGUCCCCAAGUCAAAGAGACGGUCACCCAACGGACAAUCGGUCAGAUGACAUCUCUUGGACCGCACUUCUUCUUUGACCACAAGUCUCUCAUCUUUGUGGACAUUGAGCAGCAGUCAUGCAAAUCUUUGGCCCAUAUUAGAAAUCAUUCACCUUAUCCGCAGCCCUGGUGACUAUCCCAUUGUUUCCUUUCCUCUAACACCAUACAGUAUUCGCAGUAGAACAGAUUCAAGAUGUCAAGAUUUUGGGCCACCGCACACCUUACGGCCGUUUCACGAUUCGAUUUUGGAACAAAUCUGCAUUUUGCUCAUUUUCUGAAAAUGUGAAUGAAAAGUACGUUUUUAUUCGAGGUUCAAAUUAACUGAAAGAAUACUAAUCUAAAAAUUUUGGAUGAUUGCAAGCCUUAAUGUUUAAUCAAAUUCUACUACGUUUUAUUCCCAAAUUGGGUCGAAGAGCAAUCGUAAAGUGUGCAGUGGCCUUUAGUCCUUUGCAUUUUGCUGAAGUUUAUAGCCAGAUUAUAUGAACAAUCUUCUAUAACCAGGGAAUGUUUAACUGGUUGCAUGGAAUUAGCAGUUCAGCUGUGGAUUUGUUCAUACUGUGCACUGUGGCAUCAAAACUGAGACCUGUUGUCAAAAGAUGGAAAUUUGUAUUUGUUCUAAUUAUGGAGAGACUUGUAAUUUUAUUAGGAAUAAAGUUUUAUAC